Messenger RNA from Dujonia railenensis, 1560 nucleotides. NCBI's taxonomy places the organism in Eukaryota, Fungi, Ascomycota, Pichiomycetes, Serinales, Debaryomycetaceae. The record is from the annotation of a GenBank genome assembly.
AUGGGCGAGAUUAUUGAUGAAAAGGCUAGCUCACGGGAUACCUCAGGCAUUCCUCGUAAACGCAGCAACUCAUCCAAUGGCGAUAGAGUAGAUACAAAGAAAUUUCUGACUGCUACACCACCGCUCUCUUCAGGCUCCAGUUCCAGUUCCAACCCUAACCCCAACCCACAUACCAGCUCUUCUAGCCAUAAAUUUAGGGAAAUGAGUAACUUGAGUAAGUAUCAAGUUAUACAAAAGCUUGGACAGGGAACCUUUGGUGUGGUACAGAAGGCAAAAAAUGUCGAGUCAAAUAAACUUGUGGCAUUGAAGCAGCUACUCAACCAUUCUGCCAAGGAAGGAUUCCCUAUAACGGCGAUGAGAGAGAUAACAAUAUUGAAACAAUUACACCAUAAAAAUAUCCUCGAAUUGGUUGACAUGGUAUAUGAAUCUCCCAAAAUAUCGAAUCCUCUGGAUGUGAUUCACCAAAGGGGUUGUUUUUAUACAGUUUCUCCUUAUAUGUGUUCGGACCUUGUAGGGUUGCUAAAGAACCCAAACGUGCACUUAGAGGUUCCCCAUAUCAAGUGCUUCAUGCAGCAGCUACUCAGAGGGAUCCAGUAUAUCCAUAAGCAAAAGUUUCUACACAGAGACAUUAAAGCUGCCAAUAUUUUAGUUGACUUUGAUGGGAUAUUGAAAAUUGCGGAUUUUGGGUUAGCAAGGGUGUAUCAUGGCAAGGUACCGAAACUAGGUUCAGGUCCUGGAGGUGGUGAAAGAAUGUAUACGGGCUUAGUUGUAACCAGAUGGUACAGGCCACCUGAAUUAUUGCUAGGAGAGAAGAAGUACACUACAGCUGUUGACCUCUGGGGAAUAGGGUGUGUAUUCGGUGAGUUGUUUACCCACCAACCAAUAUUGGUAGGCAAAUCUGACUCGCACCAGGCCCAGUUGGUAUUUGAAUUGGUAGGAGCACCAACCACGAUUGCAUGGCCCGAGGCUAUUAACUUGCCUAAUAAAGCUGAUUUCAGCAUUGGUAUUACAUGUAAGAGAUCGUUGGAGAGCAGGUUUUCCAAGUUAAUCACGCCCGAUGGAAUCAGCUUGUUAUCUGGUUUACUAGAAUUGGAUCCGUAUAAAAGAAUGAACGCCUUAGACGCAUUGGACCACGAGUACUUCAGGAAUGAGCCCUUGCCUAUGAAACCUGGCGAGUUGCCUAAGUUUGAGGAAAGUCAUGAAAUAGACUCUGAGAGAUUCAAGAUGAUGAAGCAGGCACCGAGCCACUCAAAUUUGACUCGUCCAAGUGCUAGUGCACCGUUUCCACAAAGAAACCACCAUACUUCCAAUAGUAACCAGAGAGAUUCGUACACCAGUAGGUACGAUGGAGGAGCACGUGACUCGUACAUUCCAGUAGGUAAGUCCAGAGAGUAUGGCGAACACAGUCAAAUUCAAGGAACCAAGCGUCCCUACUCCUCUUCCUUCGAGGAAAGGCCUAAGUUUGUCCCGCUGCAGCCAAGGGGGAUGUUUAUGUCCCGCAGACAGAGACCGGAUCAGAAGCGAAGGAGACCUGACGGAGGGAACGACGAGAAGAGAUGA